AUGCGGCGCAUUCGCAUUUCCAAUGACCCGUGCCUUUCGCGCCGCCAUGUGAUGUGCUGUGCGGUGUUGUCCGGCGGUACUGUGCUGACUAGAGCUCUGCUUGUUGCUGCAGGCUCGUUGGACACUCCGUGGACGACCAUCCGCACUGCCGCUCUUGCGCGUGUGCGCUCUCCCUCCCCCCACGUGUGUGCUCUCCCUCCCUCCGUCUGUGCGCUCUCCCUCCUGCACAUUGAAGCCUACUGUGACUAUAACACCUCCCCCCCCCCGUGUGUGCGGUCUCCCUCCCCCCGUGUGUGCGGUCUCCCUCCCCCCGCGUGUGCGCUCUCCCUCCCCCCGCGUGUGCGCUCUCCCUCCCCCCGUGUGUGUGCUCUCCCUCCUCCCGUGUGUGCACUCUCCCUCCUCCCGUGUGUGCGCUCUUCCUCCCCCCGUGUGUGCGCUCUCCCUCCCCCCGUGUGUUCUCUCUCUCUCCUCCCGUGUGUGCGCUCUCUCUCCUCCCGUGUGUGCGCUCUCUCUCCUCCCGUGUGUGCGCUCUCUCUCCUCCCGUGUGUGCGCUCUCUCUCCUCCCAUGUGUGUGCUCUCUCUCCUCCCGUGUGUGCACUCUCUCUCCUCCCAUGUGUGCGCUCUCUCUCCUCCCGUGUGUGCGCUCUCUCUCCUCCCAUGUGUGUGCUCUCUCUCAUCCCGUGUGUGCGCUCUCUCUCCUCCCGUGUGUGCGCUCUCCCUCCUCCCGUGUGUGCGCUCUCUCUCCUCCCGUGUGUGCGCUCUCUCUCCUCCCGUGUGUGCGCUCUUCUCUUCCCCUCUGGUAGACUGGCAGAUGCCGAGACGGUGCUGGUGGGGUGGACGUACUCCCGCUGGAGUCCUGAAAUCGCCAGUUCCCCCCCUGUGUGCGCUCUCUCCCCCUUCCCCCUCUCUGUGCCGCCAGGACGCCAAGACGAUGCUGGUGGGCUGAAGGUUAUCCCUCUAAGUUCCUUUCGACUUGAGUGUUCCACCCCCGUGUGCGCGCGUGCUUCGCCCUCCCCUCGCCGCCCCCUCUCCACCCUCCUCGCAUGGCUUCAAGAUGCCAAGACGGUGCUGGUGGGCUGGACACACUACCGCUGGACGCACUAG
Molecule: messenger RNA, 1104 nt
Organism: Closterium sp. Naga37s-1
Lineage: Eukaryota; Viridiplantae; Streptophyta; Zygnematophyceae; Desmidiales; Closteriaceae
Source: the annotation of a GenBank genome assembly